AUGAAUAUUUGGGAAUUAGCAGAACAAAAGAUUCAAGAAAAUAAAAGUAAAAGAAAUAAUAAUAAUUCUAAAAAUGAUACAUAUUCAUUUCAUAAAGACCCUCAAGAACCUAUUGAAAGUUACAUAAUAAUUGCAGGAUACCCAAAAACUGGAAAGACAACAUAUUUAAAUAGAUUUUUAAAAAAUGAAGCAACAAUAAAUCCUACAACAAUUCUUGAAUAUUCCUUUGGAUAUAGGCAUCGUGAUUCAUAUAAAGAUAUAAUUCAUACAUGGGAAUUAUCAAUAGAUCAUAAUUUAUCAUCUCUUCUUCAUGUGCCUUUUACAAAAAGUCAUUUACAAAAAAAUAUAGGUUUAUUUAUAGUUUUUGAUUUAACAAAACCUGAGACUAUUUGGAUAAUGAUUGAAGAAUUUCUUAAAAAUGGUAAACAAAAAAUUGAAGAUAUUAUUAUAAAAGAAGAAAAAUUAUUAAAAGAUUAUUUGGAAGAAUCUUCUUGGGAAAGAAUAGGAGGAAGAGAUGUAUUACAUAAUAAUAUUAUAAAACCUUUUCCAAUUCCUUUAUAUUUUAUAGGUGGAAAAUAUGAUAUAUUUCAAAAUGAAGAAUCAGAAAAAAGAAAAAAUAUUUCUUUUUGUCUUAGGCUUCUAAAUUUAAUUUAUGGUGGUUGUUUGAUGUAUAGUAGUAUUAAUAUGGAAAAUUUAGUUUCAAGAAUAAAAAGUAUGAUGAGUAAUGUGGCUUUUAAAAUUAAUUAUUCGAAAGGAUUAGCUGUGGAUAUCAAUCAAGCAUUGUUUAUUCCAUUUGGGGGAGAUUCUUUAGAAAGUAUAUGUUCACUUAAUAAUAAACAUUCUUUCAUGGCUAGUACUUUUGAUGAAGUUUAUGAUGAAUGUAAAAAAUUUUAUAAUAAUCUUUUUCCACAAGAAUUAACAAAACUAACAUCAGAAGAUGAUAUCAUAAAUGAUGAAAAGUUUUCUGAACCAAUAGUUGAUAUGCUUUUUGAAGAACGUCUUAGUAAUCUUCAAAGAUAUAUUAAAGAAAAUGAACAACGAGAAGCAACAAUAGAAAGAACUUCUAAAAACAACAAUAUAUUUUUUUAA
This is a messenger RNA of Strongyloides ratti, 1089 nucleotides long. RefSeq names its product Cytoplasmic dynein 2 light intermediate chain 1. Gene Ontology annotation, cellular component: ciliary basal body; axoneme; cytoplasmic dynein complex. The record is from RefSeq and is a predicted model, not a curated record. The transcript has 2 exons. Bases 1 to 1089 code for a protein of 362 amino acids. Gene Ontology annotation, molecular function: dynein heavy chain binding. NCBI's taxonomy places the organism in Eukaryota, Metazoa, Nematoda, Chromadorea, Rhabditida, Strongyloididae. Gene Ontology annotation, biological process: intraciliary transport involved in cilium assembly; intraciliary retrograde transport.